Sphaeramia orbicularis (orbiculate cardinalfish) is the source of this 1161-nucleotide messenger RNA. It is a transcript of the gene ift20, whose product is annotated as intraflagellar transport 20 homolog (Chlamydomonas). Gene Ontology annotation, cellular component: intraciliary transport particle; centrosome; cytoplasm. The transcript is spliced from 5 exons. Lineage: Eukaryota; Metazoa; Chordata; Actinopteri; Kurtiformes; Apogonidae. The record is from RefSeq and is a predicted model, not a curated record. Gene Ontology annotation, biological process: cilium assembly; protein localization to cilium. The coding region runs from base 138 to 536 and encodes 132 amino acids.
CGUCUUUGUUUUGGUUUUCCUGGUAGCAACUUUAGGAGGAGCAGUUGUGGUCGUGUACUUCUGCCACAUAGUCACACUGUUCCACGGUCCAGUCUGCGGUGACAGUGGUAGUCAACGGUUUAACAGGCCUUGUUGCCAUGGCUAAAGACCCGUUAGCUGAGGCAGGCUUUUAUUUUGAUGAACUCAACAAGCUUCGGGUACUGGAGCCUGAUGUCAGCCAGAAAACAUCAGAGCUUAAAGAAGAGUGUAAAGAAUUUGUGGACAAAAUUGGCCAGUUUCAGAGGAUAGUCGGAGGUCUCAUUGAGCUGGUGGAUGAAUUGGCAAAAGAAGCAGAGACAGAAAAGAUGAAGGCCAUUGGGGCGAGAAACCUGCUGAAGUCGGUGGCAAAGCAAAGGGAGGCCCAACAGCAGCAGCUUCAGGCUCUGAUUGCAGAGAAAAAGAUGCAACUUGAAAGAUAUCGUAUUGAGUAUGAGGCCUUGUCCAAAGUGGAGUCUGAGCAGAAUGAGUUCAUCGACCAGUUUAUUCUGCAGAAAUAAAUGACGUGACUGAAAAAUGGCGUGAAAUGUGCGACUCUUGCAACAAAGUUUCCAGAGUGCCUGUCCUGUUUUCUCUGCCUGUUCAGAGAAUGUCUCAGCUGCAAUUCCUUUUCUGAAGCAAUCCCAAAGCUCCGGUUUCACCCCCCAACAUCUUUCCAUCUUUGAUGAGAUCACCUAAUUCCUAAUGUUUGUGAAGCUACAGCCUGUUGUCUGCUGUAGUUGUCUGAUCAGAAGGUGAGGAUUCAUGAGCUUGAAUAUAUUUAACAUUAUGUUCACAUAAAAAUAUCCUGAAGAUGGAGCUAUUUAUACAAAGGAAUGUUAUUUAUACUAUUUAUACUGAAGUACUCUGUAUAUCUAGUUUUAUUACAUUUUGUAUCAAUUAAAAUACUGCAUGUGCAUGCAUGUGUAAAUACCUUUUGGUUUUUUAAAUAGGAGGAAAAAACUUGAUAUGACCAUCUGUGUUAUGUUUAUUAAUUUUAUGGCAUUGUUCUGGUACAACCAGUGUGUGGGCACAUCUCAUAAGGAAUACAUUCUCAAGUGUUUCACCAGAUUUGUGUGAUAUUGUCUGUUGUUGGAAUAAUUUACAGGAUUAUUACUUGAAUUAAAACUGUACAUUGCAAAUAUG